AUGGUAACAGGAGUGCAUCCUCUUAUACCUCUUGAUGUACAAGAAGCAACAUGGCUGGUUAAAUUGCCGGAUCGUGUAUUGACAACAGAAGAAUUAAUUGGCUAUAGAGCAAGAGCUCUAGCCAAGCAUGAUACGCGUUGCACGGGGAUGAACGUGAAAGUGCAAAACACGCAAACAAGGAUCAAGUGUGUUGGGGAAAACCCUAAACACCUAAUACUCACACACACACACACACACACACACACACACACACACACACACACACACACUAUCACAAUCUCGGUGCAAGAGUUCGAGGGCCUUUGGUAUUAA
Laccaria bicolor S238N-H82 is the source of this 312-nucleotide messenger RNA. RefSeq lists its product as uncharacterized. The transcript has a single exon. The record is from RefSeq and is a predicted model, not a curated record. NCBI's taxonomy places the organism in Eukaryota, Fungi, Basidiomycota, Agaricomycetes, Agaricales, Hydnangiaceae. Bases 1 to 312 code for a protein of 103 amino acids.